AUGUUUUUCAAACUGAGUCCCGCCCCCACGGUGACGUCACGGCAGCCACUGGCGGCGGCGGCGGCGGCGGCGGCAGCGGGCCUCGGCGGCUUCAGUCGCUCGUGGGCCACGCACUGCCCCGCCACGCCGCCUCGCUCCGCACAGCCCUCGACAGCUCGGCAGUUCCACAGUUGUGUACAGAGGACUUCAGCAGCUGGUACAUCCAGUUGGUAUCCAGAGAGACCCCCAGAGGCGCCGCCUUCCCCGAAGGCCAUGGCGAGGCCCCCGCUGCUGCUUCUGCUGCUGGUGCUGCUCACCGCCGGUUGCGGCGUCUACGCGGCGCACAGGUGCCAGGACACGCACGCCCAGAGCCAGCUCGACCUCAACAAGGUGACUGGUCAGUGGUAUGUGGUGGAGAUCGUGGAGCACGACCCUAAGGUGCUGGAGAUGUCGAUGAUCGAGCAGCGCAAGUGCCCCAUCGUGGUCCUGCACCGCCAGAACUCCACCGGCAGCUGGCUCACGCUCAAGUGGACCGAGGGCCGGGACGUUGUCGUCUACAACCUCAACGUCACCGACAUGCGCAGGGCUCUCGGCCGCUGGCAGUCCGUCGGCAAACAGGAGGGGUCGAUGACGCGGCGGGAGAACUACCAGCACUUCGACGGCGUGGUGCUGGUGCUGAAGGCCGUGGAGGACCACAUGGUGCUGACGUUCUGCGACCGCAACCCGGAGCGCUCGCCCUACACGCUGGUGCUGUCACGGGCGCAGCGCAUGCCCGGCGACGACAUCGACAGCAUCAACAACAUGAUGCGCUUCCGCGAGCUGUACAUGGGCCUGGUGAAGAGCACCUGCCCGGGCGCCGCCGCCGCCGUCGCUCACUCGCCCGCGCUCCUCGCCGUCGGGGCGCUCGCCGCCGUCGUCCGCCUGUUGCUCGGCCGUGCGGGUCCGUCCUAGGACGCCGACCAACUCUGAGGGCGCGGGUCUGCUACUGCCAGCGGCGACGUCCCAGUAGCCGCCACCGCAGAUGCUACCCGAACGUGUGGCAUUACGUGUACUUCAGGAACUGCUCUGAGCGGCGAAGCGGAAACAAACGAGUGCUGUUAAUUUCACCGAAAUGUGAAACUGUCGAGCUCCUGGUCCUUAAGAAAAACACGUCACCCUUCCGGGAAAGUCAUAAGGUUCAUUCCAUCGAGCACCUAGAGAGAACGUAUGAUGACGUAGUUUUGUGCCUUCUGUAAAUAGCUCGUUUCCAGACGCUACAUUUCGAAUAUAUUUCCAAUGUUCAGGUAUUAACCAUUGGCUAGGUAGAGUGUGUGCCUGACGACGAAGGCAGCACUGUACCGUCUUCUACACGUAUAUAUUCUUUUUUUUUUUUUACGUUACGGUAACCAAUGCAUUUCACAGUGCUCUUUUAUUUACUGUUUCGAACAGUCAGUGGUCGUCUUGACACUGUUAAUAAACUAAAAUAGAAGACAAAGCAUCUAGAACCUACAAAAUAUGCCAAGCAGUUGUCUAGGUAAAGAUUAAAAAGAGGAGAACGAUACCUAAAACACAGGCUGCAUCCUUCUUGUAUUGUCUUUCAUCAUAGUCUAGGCCAAUGGCUUUUCCUUCUUCUAAGUAUACACCCAUCCUUUUCUUGGUCUCCCUACGGAUCUUGCACCUAAUGGUCUGAAAUAUAAGGCUUGUUUUGGUACUCUUGAAUGUGGCACUCUUUGUAGAUGUUCUAGCCAGCUUUGUCGAUUAGACUUGAUCUUCUCAUUUGUAGCACAUAUACCAAGCUCCCUGCUUUUACGUCUUCGUUUCUUAGUUAUAUUAUCUUGCACUGCCGUCAACUCCUCUUAGAAAUUUCAUUUCUGCCAUUUGGAUUCUACUGUUCCGUCUUGUAUUUCGUAGCUUAAUGGGAGCAACUAUAUCGAUCCUACAAAAUAAAGAAAUGAAAGUACAAUUCUUCACAUCCCGUAUUAUUAUACUCUAAACGAAAUUCCUGGUGAGCGAUGAACCCGAGGACUUUCAUAUAUACAAUCGGAUUCGAUUUCACUGUACCACCAAAUAUUUUUUCACGGGUAACGAUACAGAUAUCACGUUGCCCCUUUAGGAAGAAUAAUAGGCUACUCGUAAAAUAAAUACCUUCUUCGAUUUCUAAAGCCACCCUUAAGUGUAAACAAAGCAAUUUGCUACCCACAUAUCUAUCGAUUGCGACGCCCAGUGUAGCUCUAGGGUAGAGAAUGAAGCAGCAGUUGUGCAGCUGGUCGGCACCGAACAGUCACCUAAGCUUUUUUUUCCUUUUUUACUUACUUUUCCGUUUCUGGAUAAGAUACUGCAUAGGAUACUAAAAACAGACGUGCUGGACAUAUUUUACGUUAUGUGAUACCGGACAGCAGUGCUGUUCUUUUAGGUACACACUUCGCUUCGCCGGAAAAAACAUCAAGUAGUACAGUGUUUACAAGUAACUCCUUGGUCAUUUCCUCCCUGUAGCAAUUUCACGCAAAGCACAGAGGUACCAUAUGUUACUGUGCACCAGUAGGUAGGCAAGUCGCCCAUUCCGAGAACAAAACAACAGCAAACAAUUCGCAACAGUGCUCUGUAAACAUCUUCAGGCGUUUUCAGUCUCAGUAGUUAAUGCUGACACUGGUACUGAUUGUACCAGCGAUUUUUUUAAAAAUUCUCAGAUGAAAUAGAUACCAUAUCAUUAAAUGAACAUAACUGAACUAAUCCCACCUUUAGUUAUCGGCUUUCACAUGACUUAAAUUUCCUGUAUGAUUGUCAUAUAAUCUCAGAGACAAUGUCGAGCAUUCAAAUAACUUAGGAACAGUGGAAGAGUGACGUUCAGUAUUGUACUUAUCUGGAAAUAGUACCGCCGACGUGAAAAAUUUACAUUCUUAUCUUACACCUAUACAUACACGUAGAUUUUUUUAUGUGUGACUGAAGUAACUGGUUAUUGCGCUCGUACGUCGACGGAAGGGCAUGACUAUGAAGGCCUACUUAAAAACAGGGGAAUACUAAAUUUGAACCGUUCGAUAUUUGCAACGAGCUCAUCGGCCCAGGCGAUUGAUAUCUCUUCCGCAACGAAGUUCGCAAUGACAAAGACACUACUCGUCAGCUUCGGCGCCUCGUACGAGUCACACGAUUUCGGUCUUUAUUUUACCAUUCGCAACCUCUUUCUAGGAACAUAGCUCUUGCAUAACAAAGACCAUUGCCUCAUUCGCUACCGAUGGAUGCUGAAGCUUAAGAGCGAAAUAACUGGACGAGGGCAGCCGGAUUAAGGUGCCUUAACGAAUUUCGAGGUCGUGCGCAUUAUUUUGUACAUCCCGCGUCUUAGAACUCUACAAAUGAAGGAGCUUACCAAUAUCUAUAGCGUAUUUUUGUGUAUGGCGAAAAAUAGAUACGAAUACAUCAAUUUUAAAAAAAUAUUUUAAAUAUGUAAAUAUGUAACAUUCUCCUUGUUAUUUAGCUCAUUUGUAUAUUUAUGUAUGAAUCAUGUCAUAAAAUGCGGUAUUUCUUAAAGUUAAUACAUAUCAGAGCUUCGUGUUGUAAAAAAGAAUUUCUGGUCUACUAUUUAUUAGUGAGAACUAACUUAAGUUUUAGGUCUAGAGAGUCAAAUAUUAGGGUCAUAUAUUACAAAAACUAACUCGCAUUUUCUCUCACUUUUCUAGCUGUCUAUAUGAAAUAUAUACACUUUCUACUUGCGGUGUAAUUUUUUUUUCCGGCAGUCAGUAAUAUUCGCUGUUAUUUGUGUCUGUACUUACGUGUGGUUUGUUGUAGGGUCGUACAUGGAGCUUGCUUCUUGUAUAGUCUGUAAGUUUCGAUUCUGCUUAGGUUAGGACACGAUAUCGAUAGUCUUUGUUUUUCGUGUUAUUUAUUUACGAAACAGUUUCGUAAUAGUCCGUCGUGGUUGCAGGAGACCGCGCGGAUGUCAAAGGACAAACACCAAGUACGUUACAAGUUCCCUGACUCGCUAUAUCGCACAGACGUAGUUUCAUUGGUGCUCAUAAAGGGCACAGUCAUAUAGAACAAGGACAACAGUCGUCUUCUGCGAAGGCGAGGAGGGUUGUUUCUGCUGUUAGGUUCUCUCUCUUUUUUCUGUCUCUUGUCUAUCUAUGUAGCCGUUUCGACCUCCCCGCCUCUCCCACUACAACUCAGCGUCAGAUGGCUGUGAGGACACACACUGUAAGCCUUUCCCUCUGCACACACACACACACACACACACACACACACA
Schistocerca cancellata (South American locust) is the source of this 4192-nucleotide messenger RNA. RefSeq lists its product as uncharacterized. The transcript is spliced from 5 exons. The record is from RefSeq and is a predicted model, not a curated record. NCBI's taxonomy places the organism in Eukaryota, Metazoa, Arthropoda, Insecta, Orthoptera, Acrididae. Bases 1 to 930 code for a protein of 309 amino acids.